Olea europaea var. sylvestris is the source of this 4450-nucleotide messenger RNA. RefSeq names its product sister chromatid cohesion protein PDS5 homolog A-like. The record is from RefSeq and is a predicted model, not a curated record. The transcript has 28 exons. The coding region runs from base 1 to 4074 and encodes 1357 amino acids. Gene Ontology annotation, cellular component: chromatin; nucleus. Gene Ontology annotation, biological process: DNA repair; mitotic sister chromatid cohesion. Lineage: Eukaryota; Viridiplantae; Streptophyta; Magnoliopsida; Lamiales; Oleaceae.
AUGUUUUCUACUUCACUUUUUCUGAAUUAUAAUGAUCGGUUAGAUAUUCGUUUAAAAGCGGUCGGCUUAGUUGGGGACCUAUUUGCUUUGCCUGGAUUUGAUAUCUCAGAGGCAUUCCAGCCAGUCUUUUUGGAGUUUUUGAAAAUGUUGACAGAUAGAGUGGUUAAGGUCAAAAUGUCUGUCCUUCAGCAUGUCAAGAUUUGUCUGCUGGCUAAUCCAUUUGGAGCUGAAGCCCCUCAAAUGAUCUCUGCGCUUUGUGACCGACUGUUGGACCAUGAUGAAAUUGUCCGUAAAGAAGCUGUGGCUGCUGUUUGUGAUGUGGCUUGUCAUUCCCUAACAUCUAUCCCUGUUGGGACCAUCAAGCUGGUUGCAGAAAAGCUUCAAGACAAAUCUAUUCUUGUUAAACGGUAUACAAUGGAGAGGCUAGCUGACAUAUUCCGGGUUAAUUGUCUACAUCAUUCUAGUUACUCAACAAAGAACGAUAAAUAUGAUUGGAUUGUUGGGAAGAUUUUAAGAUGUGUUUAUGAUAAAGAUGUCAGAUCAGACACAAUUGAAACCCUUCUAUACCUAUCGUUGUUCCCAACUGAUUUUUCAGUCAAAAACAAGGUGGCAAAUUGGGUUAGAAUCUUCUCUGGAUUUGAAAAGGCAGAGGUUAGGGCUCUUGAAAUGAUAUUGGAGCAGAAGCAAAGAUUACAACAAGAAAUGCUCAAGUACCUUGACAACAGAGCGUCUCGGGAAGGUGAUGUCACCGAGAUCCGAAAGAAAGUUAAUGUUUGCUUCCAUAGUAUGUCUCACUUUUUCUCUGAUCCUGCAAUUGCGGAGGAAAAGUUUCAGAUUCUUGAUCAGUUAGAAGAUUCUAAUGUUUGGAAAAUUAUGACCAGCCUUCUUGAUCCAAAUACUAGCUCUCUUCAAGCUGGUAGUUCACGGAAUGAUUUACUGAGGGCCCUUGGUCAGAAGCAUCAAAUCUACGAGUUUCUGAGUUCUCUUUCAUUAAAAUGCUCGUAUUUACUUUUCAAUAAGGAGCAUAUCAAAGAACUUAUUCUGGAGGCUGGUGUACUGAAAUCUUCUGGAAGUACCGAGUUAAUUUUAUCUAGCAUGAGCAUACUUGUGAUUCUUGUACGUUUCAGUCCUUUGCUGCUUGGCGGGAUUGAAGAAGAUUUGAUACAUCUUCUUGAGGACGACAAUGAAAUAUUUAAGGAAGGUGUUUUGCAUAUUCUUUCAAUGGCCGGGGGAAACAUCAGAGAACAGCUGGGAGUUUCAUUGAGAUCAUUAGACCUUAUGCUGAAGCAAAUAUGCAUUGAGGGUAGCCGAAGGCAGGCAAAGUAUGCAGUUCAUGCCCUUGCAUCAGUAAGAAAAGAUGAUGAUUUCACGUCACUAUCUGUUCUCUACAAGAGGCUUGUUGAUAUGCUUGAGAAAAAGUCACAUUUGCCAGCUGUAUUACAAUCUCUUGGAUGUAUAGCACGGAUUGCUAUGCCAGUGUUUAAAACAAGAGAAAGUAAUGUUGAAGAGUUCAUAAAGAAAAACAUACUGGAGAGCAUCCAUAUAUCGGGAGAUGAAGUGAAUGAAUGUUGGAAAGCCAGAAGUGAGAUUUGUUCACUAAAGAUUUUUGGUCUUAAAACAUUGAUCAAGAGUUAUUUACCUGUCAAAGAUGCUCAUCUUCGUUCUGGUAUUGAUGACCUUGUGGAAAUUCUAAAAAACAUACUCACUUUUGGAGAAAUCUCAAGACACAUUGCAUCAAGUUCGGUUGAUAAGGCUCAUUUGAAGCUUGCUGCAGCAAAAGCUGUUCUUCGUCUAUCAAGGCACUGGGAGCAUAAAAUUCCUGUUGAUGUCUUUUAUAUGACCUUGAGAACUUCUGAGACUAAUUUCCCUGAGGUAAAAAGGCUACUACUCAAUAAGGUUCAUCAAUAUGUAAAGGACCAGAUUUUAGACCCGAAGUAUGCUUGUACCUUCGUACUUGAUUAUGGAUAUCAGCAGCUUGAUUUUGAAGAGAACAAAUGCAAGUUGAAUGAUAUCAUACAUAUGUGGAAGCAAGAAAGGGCACACGAAGUUUCUACACAAUGUGAUGCAAAUUCUGCACCAUUUUAUCCUGAGUACAUUCUCCCAUAUGUGGUUCAUGGUUUUGCUCAUCAUUCUUCUUGUCCUAAUGUUGAUGAAUGCAAAGAUGUCAAAGCAUUUGAAACUAUUUACAGGCAAUUGUAUUUACUCCUGUCCAUGCUGGUAACUGGAGAUGAAGACGGAAAAUCUGAUGACAGUAUUAGCAAGGAGAAAGAAAGUAUUUCGUUGUUAUAUUCUAUCUUUCUGUGUAUCAAGCGCUCAGAAGAUGCUUUUGAUGCAACCAAGUCCAAGAACUCCUACGCUCUCUGUGACCUUGGGCUGUCAAUCGUUAUGCGAUUAGCUCCAAAAAAUCUUCAAGACCUAGGUGCAUCAGUGGUGUUACCUCCAACUCUAUACAGACCACUUGAGAAGAAAGAAGGAGAGGACCUGCUGGCUGGUGAAGAGAAGACAUGGCUGGCUGAUAAGAGCUUCUUGGCCCACUUUGAAUCACUAAAUUUUGAAGCUAAUGGAACUGUUAAUAUAGAAAUUGUUGAGGAUCAGAUCAUGAAGGACAGUGAAACAGAUGGCAGCGAGAUGCAAUUAGGAAAAUUUGUGAAACGUGUGAAAGCAAAGGGAGUAAAGUGGAAAAGAGAGGUGACUGAUGAGUUUGCAUCUGCUGGAGUGGGAAGUAAAAAUGAUAUUGAUAUCUUGAAAACUGUGAAGGAAAUAAGUAUGGAUAAUUUAGGCACAACUGGACAGUUUGAGUCUAAUAAGAGUCAUGAACAUGUUUAUAAAAAAAGUAGACAUGGUCAUAAGUGUCAGAUGGAGAAAACGAUCUGUAGUGAAUCAAAGGAUGUUUCUGUACCAACACAGAGGAGAUCAUCAUCUGCUCAAGGUUACAAAUCUCCCUCAGAGAUUACUUCAGAGGGUUAUAUAAAUCCGACUGAUUUUAAUGAAUGGCGAAUCUCUAUUGGCUCUCCCAAAAUAGAUGAGGAAUUUCAGGCUAGUUCAGAAGAUAAAUAUGUGGAGGAUAUCAUGAUACCUGCAGAGUCAGACUUAAUUUCUUAUCCUAAAAUGAAAUCUAACUCCUCAACCUCAAAGCAGAAAGGCAAACGUGCUCAUAGAGAUCACGGCAAGGCCCAUGACACUAAGAAGCCUAAGAAAGUCGUGGAGACCGAGAGCACAAGUCUGAUGAGUAAUUCCACCAAAUUGACAAAGAGACAAGAACGGAGAAGUGUUUUUGGGAUGGAAAAGUGCACAUCAAGGGACAAUGGACGUUUCACAGAGGACUUGAUUGGAUGCAGAAUCAAAGUUUGGUGGCCAACGGAUAAGAUGUUCUAUGAAGGUGUUGUCAAAUCUUUUGACUCCCGAAAAAAGAAGCAUGUGAUAUCAUACGAUGAUGGAGAUGUGGAAGUUCUUCAAUUAGAGAAGGAGCUCUGGGAACUUCUUGACAAUGGCCAAAAAGCUUUGAAGCAGUCAAAUUCCACGAAGGGUUCCCGUCCUAAAGGAGUAUCUCCAUCACUUCGAGGGAAAGGAACAAAAACCUCAGGGAAAACUCUGAAGCAGAGACAGCAUGGUGUAUUAAAGAGUAGUUUCUCCACCAAAAGUGAGGGAAGCCCUGGUGUUAAACACUCUGAAUCCGUCCCAAAGUCCAAUGUUGAUGAUUUAGACUCAGAGGAACAGAAAUACAGGUUUGCAUAUGGUGCAGCUGAUGAGGAUCAAACGGGCAAGGAUGAGAAACAAAUAGAGGAAUGCGAUUCUGAAGAUACUCAGAGUGAGGAUGUCGACAGACCCCAUCGUGUUGCUCUCAGGUCUGAUAAUAACAGAGUUUAUUCUACAGACGAGAAGCGAUCAGGUGGGACCCGGAAAGAAUCCAGGCAGGACGCUGAAGAAGCAGAUGACGUAGAUAAUCAUCCAAAUGCUUUAGAUCAACCGAGCAAGAAGACUGCAUCUGCUGAUUUGGAUGCAGAUUAUUCAGACAACGAGCCUCUUGGUAUGUGGAAGUGUCGAGUCUGGAAUAACCGGAGGGCAAUAGUUUAGCAGGGGAAAUUAUCUCAAGUCUGCCGUUUAUCUUUGGAAUGUAAGAAGAUAAUUCCUUUCUUACGCAUGCAGAUCCCCUGGAGUACAGCAAACAAAAGAAAUGUAGCUUAACAGAUAGUAAGAAGGAGAAUUUGUGCAGUCUUGAAAUGGAGCAAAUGCCUUCUUAAUAUUUUGCUAGGGUCGAGUUUUUGUAUAGCUAUAAUUCUUGGCUCAUAUUUUGUAGCUUCGCUACCAACUUUUUAUAGUUGUAACUUACUGGAAAGUAUGAUGAUAGUGAGUCCGUUUUUCAUACUUGCAAUGUCAAUAGUAUUUUGUAAUCAUGCUAUGAUUUAAUGCUCAAAUUUUUUGUGCUCUUUCAAACUUCUAAUAAAAACGU